Candoia aspera is the source of this 4041-nucleotide messenger RNA. It is a transcript of the gene PRAG1, whose product is annotated as PEAK1 related, kinase-activating pseudokinase 1. Gene Ontology annotation, biological process: protein phosphorylation. Lineage: Eukaryota; Metazoa; Chordata; Lepidosauria; Squamata; Candoiidae. The transcript has 7 exons. The coding region runs from base 184 to 3693 and encodes 1169 amino acids. Gene Ontology annotation, molecular function: protein kinase activity; ATP binding. The record is from RefSeq and is a predicted model, not a curated record.
GGAGCGUUGGCCGGCGGGGAAGCAGGAAGGAAGCCCCGCGUGCCUGGCCGGGCUGCUUGGCUGAUGGCGCUGCAGCCGAACGUCCGGGACGUUUGGUUUCAGGCAAAUUCAAUUCCCUCAAUCCAGCCAUAGAGAGUAGAACAAAAUGAACCACAGAGCCCAAUACAGAAGGUGCAGAGGGCAAUGGAAGUGAAGCAAGAGGGCUUGAAAAUGUCUGUGUGCAGUGAUUUUGUGGAGCACAUCUGGAAGCCUGGCUCCUGCAAAAACUGUUUCUGCCCCAGAAGUUUCCACCAACUGCAGACACCACCCCUUGACCAGCAGGGCUGCAGUGAAGUCUUACGGGACUUGAAUGGAACUGGAGCCAAAGCUGAGAUUACACCUUUGGAGGAUGAAAGUAUAAUUUCCUCGUCUUACUCAAAGCCAACUAUUGCUGUUAAACCAACCAUGAUAACCUCAGAUAUUGCUGGCGUGUGGGCGGAUGGAAACCUGAAUACAGAUGUCUCACAGGUCAGUGAGAUCAAAAGGAAGCCUCAGAACAUCCCAGGAGAUUGUCUUUCAUUCCUUGGCCCAUCUGGUCCUGAAAGGGCAGAAGGAAAUAUCUCAUUCAGGAAUGAGGGUCAGGAUACCGUGGUCAGUGCAUCCAAGGUAACAAAUUUCAGUGAAGAUAAAAGAAGGGUCUUGAACUCACUCUCCGACUUUCAUGUGCAUGAUUCUUUAUAUAACCCCUUAAACCGGGAAAGAGACUUAUUAGCAUGUCCACCAGAUACUCUGCUAAAAAGCAGCAACCCUUUUGGUUUAUCUCAAGAAAGUCCUUACUGUCUUCUGGUCAGAGCCUCGGAUCAGACUGAAAACAAGCUUACAGACACCAAUUCUAGAGAGCAACAGCUUUCCUUUCAAGGAAAAGGUCAAAACGAGCCUAUCUAUGCUGAGAGUUCAAAGAGGAAAAAGGUGCAGCAUGAUAACGCUAAUAUGCUAAAGCGUGGUGUCUUGACAACUAGCCCAAGUAAAAAUCAAGAGGAUGGGAGAGAGACGACCCUCCAUUUGAGCUGCAAGAGGAAUUUUCAAGAUCCUGCCAGACAAAGAGCAGCAACAAUUACUAUCAUGGCCCCACAAACAGAAGAUGACAAUCGAGCAUUUUUCCUUAGCAGCCCAGACUCAGCAGUUGGGGUACAGUGGCCAUGUGUUAGCCCCACUCUUAGCCCAGAGACUGAGAAAACAUCACCUCUCUUUGAGCCUAGAGAGCGGCCACAAGAAAGACAUGACACAAAUUCAAGAGACAAAAGUCCAGAGACUGAGUUUCCAAUGGCUAGCAAGAAUAUGAUUGAUAGGACUCCUGCUGUUCCUCCAAAGCUGUCCAAAGGAAGCCCUCCCAGAGUUGAAGAGUCUCUUCCACACUCAGUCAGUUCUUCCGUGAAAGCCAGUCCUUCCACUGCUGAAACCUGUGAUACCGAUACUCCAAGGAACGAGGCAGGUGGCACUGCGGUUGGGCCCUUGUGCUCACAGAUGAACAGCAUCUCUCCAGACGAAUCCAGCAACGGCUCUGAGAGAAGACCCAGAUGCCACCACGUAUCCUGGCACAGGCAGUGCAGGAUUGAGGAAGAAGAGGAAGAAGAGCAAAGACGUACAGUGGAAAAGGAGAACGAAAUAGUUAGUUCUCCAAACUUUUCUGACUGCCUUCAGAUGAAACCAUGCUCUGUGCAGGCGGCUGAGACUGGAGGAAUGGGCCAAUCAACAACUUUUGCCUUUGAGUUCCCCAAAGAUGAGACUGGACCUGAGGAAGCUGCAACUACUCGGCUGCCUCCAAAGAAACCACCCAGGCGCCAUCUACAAACAGUAAAAAAUGGUGACCUGGAGAAGUUCAACAGCGAUUCUACUGAGAGCCUCGGGGGAUCCACAGCCAGCUUGAAUUUGGAUACAAAUCCAUUCAGCAGUGAAGGAGAAUUAUGCAAAAUGAGUCUUCAUUCAUCCACCCAUCCUGAGAAACCUGCUUUUCCUUCAGUUCAUUUUUCUGCAUGUUUGAUGGAUAACAUGCCACCAUGCAAAUCUGUAGAGCCACCACCUCUGCCCCAAAAGAAAACUGUUGGUAGGGCUCUCUCAUCACCCGAUGGGUUUUACUGGGGCUCAUCCUCUCCGUUAAAAGCUGCAGUUUUCACGAGCCUCAAGUUGAACUCCAGUCAAUCGGAAAGUAACGUCUGUAUCCAAGAAGAAUCUCUGUUUUGCUCUAACUUGGGAAUGAACCAUCAUACAAUUUCUUCCUCUGAGUCUCUGGGAAAAAACUUGAAAGGGUCUUCUCCAUUCCCACGUUCUACUGCGAACAGCAACCUUUGCAGCUUUCAGAAUAGAAACCUUCCAUCUCGUUCUUCCUCGCAGCACAGUAUGUCCACCCAGGUCUCCUCAGCUUCUAGCCUUCAGCUCCAUAAUUUCUUCAGCAACAUCAACAGCAAAGAAGGCAUGUAUACCAAGUUAGGAGGACUCUAUGCAGAAUCCUUGCGCCGCCUGGUUUCCAAAUGUGAAGAUUAUUUUAUGCACGAUCAAAGAAGUGAGCUGCGUUUCAGUGAGAACUACUGGCCUUUCUUCAAACUGACAUGCAACAAACCAUGCUGUAAUGCAGGAGAUGCGGUAUAUUUCUGUGCAACGUGUGCCAAGGAUCCUUCUAGCACUUAUGCAGUGAAGAUAUGUACAUUUCAAGACAUUAAAGCUGCAGCAUCCUGCAUUAGCCCUUCUGUUCCCGUUCACUUCAAUAUCCAGCAGGACUGUGGGCAUUUUGUAGCCUCUGUGCCCUCCAGCAUGGUGAAAAGUGCUUCCAUGGACAGCCAGUGUCCUUCCCAGGCUGCCACAGAGCAAGAGUGUGUGGUUGUCAUUACCCGUGAAGUGCCGCACCAGACUGCUGCUGACUUUGUGCGGGUUGCUGAAACUUUCCAUAAAGGUGAGCCGGAGCAGUAUGAGAGAAGAGUGUGUUUCCUGCUGCUACAGCUCUGCAAUGGGUUGGAGCACCUUAAAGAGUACAGUGUCAUUCACAGAGAUCUCUGCCUAGAAAACCUGCUGCUGGUGCGCUGCAAACCUUUUAUAGGCUGCAGCAGGACCAAAAAUGACAAGCACCUGCCAAGGCUCCUCAUCACCAAUUUUUUAAAAGCCAUGCAAAAGCCAGGUACCAAUGAACCCAAAGCAAAGAAGAAUCAGGCCCGGUUAGCUCCAGAGAUUGUAUCUGCCUCCCAGUUCAAAAAGUUUGAUGAAUUCCAAACCGGCAUUCUCAUCUAUGAGCUUCUGCACCAGCCUAACCCAUUUGAAGUUCAGACCCAUCUCAGAGAGCAAGGAUACAGCCAGGAUGACCUCCCUGCACUUCCCAACCUUUCCAUUUAUUCCCAUGGGCUCCAGAAGCUUGCACACUUGCUCCUGGAAGCAGACCCAAUCAGACGUAUCCACAUCACAGAAGCAAAGCGGAUUCUGCAGUGUCUGCUCUGGGGUCCUAGGAAAGACUUAACAGAUCAGCCACUGAAGCACAAGGAGGCCCUUCAUGGAGCUCUUCAGAACUGGAUUGACAUGAAACGGGCCUUGUUAAUGAUGAAGUUUGCCGAGAGGGCAGUGGAGACAGAGCACGGUGUUCAGCUGGAAGACUGGCUUUGUUGCCAGUAUCUAGCCUCUGCAGAUCCCUCUUCUCUCUUUAAGUCUCUGAAACUUCUUCAGCUCCUUUGAUCUCUGUAGUGUUUUCAAACCUGGCAUUGGUUCUGACAAACUGUGUAAGAGUUUACUUCACUGACUCUAUUGAAAGUGGUGCACACCACAUUUUUCCUUUGGUGUAACGUUAACUGACUAAAAUUGACUGUUUCCUAGAGAAACACAUACCAUUUUUUUAAAAAAAGAUAUGCAUCUUAUGAUAACUGUUAUUGUGAAUGUUAUAAAAGUAUAAACAGUGUUAUCUAGAAUCCACCUCCAAGUAACUCUUGAAGGCACUGUUAAAGUGUUUUUUCCAGUUUGAAGGAGUUUGUUCUUGUAAAAUGUUUUGUUGUUAUUUUUAUGUGAAAUAGAUUUAAGUUAAAACAA